Molecule: messenger RNA, 2408 nt
Organism: Leptopilina boulardi
Lineage: Eukaryota; Metazoa; Arthropoda; Insecta; Hymenoptera; Figitidae
Product: flagellar attachment zone protein 1-like
Exons: 13
Coding region: 419-2221 (600 amino acids)
Source: RefSeq, a predicted model, not a curated record
UAGUGCAGUGUUCAAAAAAAGUUUUAAAGAGAAAAAGAAUGAAGCAAUUCGAACGUUAUACAUUUUCCUCAAUGAAACGCAGCGUCAAUACAGCGAAUGUUUUGCGGAGGCUGCAAAACAAGAUUCAUUACUGGAACUACAACGUGAUUCGAUUGAAUCAUUGCAGAAAAAAAUUAUUUACAAAGAAUCCAACGAACUUUGUAAAAUAAUUCUUCUUCACUUUAUUUAUUUGGCUUAUAUUUUUCAUUUACAGGAGCAGUUAAAAACUUGUGGCAGUGAUUGUGAACAGUUAAAAAUUAAGAUUGAGAGGCUUAAGAAAAAUAAUAAAUCCCUCGAAGAAAAAUAUUUGUCUGCUGAGUUUUUAUGGAAAGACAGUCGAUUGAAAAAUUCGAAUGAUUUGGAAACAAAAGAAGAAGAGAUGAAAAUUUUACAAUUGGAAUAUGAAUCGUUGAUGGAGAAAAAUAUGGAUUUACAAAAAGAACUUAGAAAAUACAGAAUUGACUUUGAACUCAUUGAACAGGAAUUAAAGAAACAAAAUGAAAUUUGUUUAUUAAGGGAAAAUUUACAAACGGAACUAGACAAUGUUCAGAAACUAAAAACAGAAUUAGAAAAGAAUAAUGAAAAUUUGGUGAUUGAACUUGAAAAAUACAAAGUUGAAUACGAAAUGAUUCAAGAGGAAUUAAAACAACAAAAUACUGAAUACAUUCCAAAAUUGCGAUCAGAUUUGGAAAAUAUGGAUUUUCAGAAACAAGCACUAAUUACCGAAUUGGAGGAAAUGAGAAAUCAUAAUGAGAGGCUUAUUGAAAAAUUAAAAUUAAAUGACGACAAAGAAGACAGACUCAAUGAGAGAAUUUCCGAAUUGGAAAAUAAUCAAAAAGAGAUGAUUGAAAAAUUGAAGGCGAAGAUACUUUUCAGCGAGCAACAGACGGAAAAUUAUAUUUCGGAAUUAAAUGAUUCGGAAAAAAUGUCGAAUUUCUUAAAGAGAUUAUUGGAAGAAAAAUCUGAUUGCAUGGCAAAAUUACAAGCAGCUUAUCAAGUAAUGAAGAAUAAUAAUACAAUUUUAAAAACGGAAUACGAAAAAUUGGAGAUCAAAGCAAAGGAAGAUAUUUGUGCAUUACAAAGCAAGAAGAAAGAAAUUCAACUUCAACUUGAAAUUAUUGAAAAUAAUUACGAAACUGUUACUCAGGAUUUUAAUAAAAGUCAAGAACUUUUAAAUAUAAGCGUCAAACGAGAAGUUGAAUUACAACAAAUGUUGACAAAUAUGGAAAAGAAAUUCUAUUCCAGAAUGAUGAACACAGAAGAAGAGGAAGUGAGACUAAAGGAAUUAACAAAGAAAUUGAAAAAAGAACUCGAACACGAAAAGGAAGAAGUUUCGUCGAAAAAAAUAGAACUCGAAAAAAUCCAAUCGGCUUGCAAUCUUUUUUCGAGUCAACUUGAAGAAACACAAUACGAAUUACAGAGCCAGAAGAAAAAUAAUUUAAAACUCCAAAGUGUAAAUUCUUCUAUCAAAGCAAAAUUACAAGAUUACAGAGAGGAAAAUUCGAAACUUUUGAGGAAAAUCAAAUUUCUCGAGCAAAAUAAUGAUAAAUCGAAUAAUGACCUGGAGGAUAUGCACAAUAUGUUGGUCGACUUGAAAAAGGAAUGUAAAAUGAAAAAUAGAUCUUUAGCUUCAAUUACUGCCGAAUUGUCACAAGCGACGGCUAGCCGAUCAGAAUUAUGCAAUGAAUCACAAUAUGUUGUUUCCUGUAUACGCGACUGGAUGGAGGAGCAGAACAAUAUCGUUGACACUUUGAAUGAAAAAUUGAAAAGCAAACAGGAACAACUCGAAAUUCUUGGAUUUCAAAAGAAAGCGCUGCUGAUGAAAAUCAAGGAGCAAAAGCGAAUUAUAAACGCUUUUCAACAGAAACGUAAACGUUAUCAAAGAUCUUACAUGGGUUCAAGAAAUAUUUGCAACAAUAAAAAUUAUUUUAAUUUACGAACUUUGCAAACACAAAGUGAACCCAGUUCGACUCAUUCUCUAUUAUCGAAGGAAUAUUUUGCAAGAAGAUGUAAAAAAUCAGAAUACUGGAGUUCCACGUUUUUUCAGGAAAUUAAACAUUUAACAAAGGCACUGAAGAAGGGAAAUGAAUUUUUCCAAGAAAAUUCGACUUUUCAUUCUGAAAAUGAUUUUGGAAUUGACGAGAAUCGAGAUUGUGGAUAUCAAUCAUCGACCAGUAAAUGAUGGUAAUAUUACAGUUUUAUUUAUUAUUUUUUUUGAGACAAUAUGGAAUCUUUUUGUAAGGCUGAAAAAUAGCAAAGCUUUCACACGUAAGACUGAAAGCGAAAAAUAAUUAACUAGAAAGUUUCUCUUUUGUAAAAGCCAUAUUUAUAACGACAGUUUUUUUAUUUUAAUAAAUCUUCUUUUGAUA